UGCCUAUUGACUUUUUAAAAAAAAAAAAAAAACACCAAAGAAACAAAACUAGAUUAGUCAAGGAGAAGCAGGAAAAAGAAGCGAAUUCUCAAACUUUUGAUCAAACAAGUCAAAUAAGCUUUGAAAUUUGCAAUGGAAAAUCAAGUAAUUGAGAAACUUGGAAGUGCAUCGAUUUUGCAAUUUGCACCUCUUCAAAGUUCAAUUGACGAAGGUUUUUGGCAUCGACUUUCUUCUUUGAAGCUCAAUCUCUGGAAAACCGAUGAAUCUGCAGUUUCUAUUUCUGGAUUUUUUGCACCAUGUUCAUAUCAUCACGUAUCAAACCACUUAAAUCUUCUUUCCGAAUCUUUGCCAUCUGAAACUAGUGAAAAUUCACCAUCAACCAGUUCAAGCCAUACAAAUAGAAACAGAUGUGAUGUCCCUGGAACACUCUAUAAUACAAAUACAAUAGAGGGCUUCCGUCAGCUUGACAAACAGAAAUUAUUGAAAGAAGAAGCUGGAAAGAUUUGGGAUGAUAUUCGUAAUGGAAAUGUUGAGAAAGACUGUGCAUUACUGUCUAGAUUUCUUCUUCUCUCAUUUGCUGACCUCAAAACAUGGAGGUUCUACUACUCUGUUGCGUUUCCUGCUUUGGUGCUUGAUCCUCCAGCAACCCUAGUUAAUCUGAAACCUGCUUCAGAGUGGUUCAGCUUGGAAGAGGCUGAGUCUGUGUCUGCUGCCUGCAACGAGUGGCGUAGCUCAACAGUCACUGCAUGUAUUCCCUUCUUCCUUGUUACUAUUGCUUCAAAUUCACAUGCUAGAGUUUGCCAUCUUAAUGAGUGGGAAUCCUGCCAACAGGACAGUGAGAAGGUUCUGUUUGGCUUUUAUGAUCCUUGUCAUCUUACAAACCAUCCUGGUUGGCCUCUUCGGAACUUUCUUGCUUUUUUGCAUACAAGAUGGAACCUGCAAACUGUCCCAUUCUUUUGCUAUCGUGAAAAUCGUGGUUUUGCUGAUAUGGGAUUGUCACUUGUUGGUGAAGCUCUGAUAUCUCCACAAGGAUUGAAGGAUCAUGGUCAUGUACCUAAAGCUGUUGGAUGGGAACUUGAUAGAGGAAAAAAAUUAGUAAGAUCCAUUAACCUCGCUACAUCUAUGGAUCCUACGAGGUUGGCUGAAUCUGCUGCAGAUUUGAAUUUGAAGUUGAUGAGAUGGCGGGCUUUACCUUCUCUAGACUUGGGUCUUUUAUCUUCUACUAGGUGUCUUCUUCUUGGGGCAGGCACUCUGGGAUGCCAGGUUGCUCGAACACUGAUGGCUUGGGGUGUACGGAAGAUUACACUGGUAGACAAUGGUAAGGUGGCCAUGUCUAAUCCACUGAGACAGUCGUUGUAUACACUGGAAGAUUGUCUCAAUGGUGGUCAAUAUAAAGCCAUAGCUGCAGAGAGAAGUCUCAAAUCCAUAUUCCCAGUUGUGGAUGCAAAAGGUGUUGUGAUGGCCAUCCCUAUGCCUGGGCAUCCAGUGUCUGCUCAAGAGGAGAGCAACGUGUUGGAUGAUUGUAGACAACUACAGGAAUUGGUUAAUUCCCAUGAUGUAAUUUUCUUAUUAACUGAUACAAGGGAAAGUCGAUGGCUUCCAACGCUCCUCAGCGCUAGUGCUAAUAAGAUUACUAUGAAUGCUGCUCUGGGGUUUGAGAGCUUCUUGGUUAUGCGCCAUGGAGCUGGUGCUGGUGCUGGCAGUUCCUGUGAAGCGGCUAGUGCUUUGUCGUCUGGCAUGGGGAACUUAUCUAUAGGGGAUAAAGACAAGGAGACUAGAUUGGGCUGCUAUUUUUGCAAUGAUGUGGUCGCGCCAAUUGAUUCAACUGCCAACCGCACUCUGGACCAACAAUGUACAGUCACACGUCCAGGUCUUGCUCCGAUUGCUUCUGCGCUUGUAGUUGAGCUUUUAGUGGGCCUUCUCCAUCAUCCUCUUCGGAUGUAUGCACCUGCUGAAAAUUCAGGCUUAAGUGAUAGUGGAAGCAGUGAGCAACCUCUUGGUAUAAUUCCACACCAAAUACGAGGAUCGCUCUCUCAAUUUUCGCUGAUGACACUUGUUGGUCAUGCGUCAAACAUCUGCACAGCUUGUAGUACAACUGUAGUAUCAGAAUUCCAAAAGAAUGGAAUGGAAUUCAUUUUGAAGGCAAUUAACCACCCCACGUAUUUGGAGGAUAUCACUGGACUAACAGAGUUACAGAAAUCAGCUAAUUCAUUUGAAGUAGACUGGGACAUUGAAGACGAAGUUGAUGAUGACGAUUGUGUUGAAAUCUGAAGGUGAAAAGAACGCCUCAAUUAUACCCUUUCUGUCUGCAAAUGUUAGUCAUGUAUUACUAAUUUGGGAUAUUCGGAAAAUAGUUUUACCGCCUACAAUGGUCGCAAUGGAACCCAUAUUUGAAAAUUUGGACUAGUUCUGGUGUGAUAAGGUCUGGGGCAUCAAAACAGUUAUGGCACACCUCAUAGUAGCACUAUAUGCCACUAUGCAAAUUCGUUAUCAUGGCUAAUUUUGGGUAACAAAUACGACAAAAUUUACGUCGACAGCAAUAUGAUGGGUUGAUAGAAUUGUACAAGCUUAUCUUUGCAAAAGAAA
Molecule: messenger RNA, 2586 nt
Organism: Spinacia oleracea (spinach)
Lineage: Eukaryota; Viridiplantae; Streptophyta; Magnoliopsida; Caryophyllales; Amaranthaceae
Product: ubiquitin-like modifier-activating enzyme atg7
Exons: 14
Coding region: 133-2271 (712 amino acids)
Biological process (GO): autophagosome assembly; C-terminal protein lipidation; piecemeal microautophagy of the nucleus
Cellular component (GO): cytoplasm; phagophore assembly site
Molecular function (GO): Atg8 activating enzyme activity; Atg12 activating enzyme activity
Source: RefSeq, a predicted model, not a curated record